CCAACCGAAGCCUCACUGGUUCAACCUCGUAUGCGAAGCGUACAACCUUAACGACCUUAAAUAACCAACGCGCGAGCUCCUUUUUCUUCCCCCUUCAGUUGUCUCCUUCCCACGCCAAGGUUUCACGUCAAAAGAAAAAAAGAAAAUAAUAAUAAUAAAGGAAAAUUCUGCUCAAGCCCUAAUUUGGAUCGAGCAAUACUCCGGUGAUUAUUAUUUUCGAUAUAUCUAUUGAUUUGAAUACCGAGGUGGCGAGGAUUGGCGCUACGAUGAUUCGCCGUCGAUUGAUAUUGAGGGUUCCCUUGUUGGUUUUUUAUUCAUGCACGAUUCUUCUCAGCUAUUCCGCAGCUUUUAUAUCAGCCUCAGUUGUCACGCUUGAUUCUAUCGAGAUCUUCAAAACUCAUGAAUGGAUUCCGACCAAACCGAAAGUUUACUUUAAGUGUAAAGAAGAGGGUGAGAUAAUUCUACCAGAUGUUAAAGAAAAGCAUGUAUUGUAUUCCUUCAGAGGUGAAGAAUCGUGGCAGCCUCUAACAGAACUUCCUGAUAUAAAAUGCAAACGAUGUGGGCUCUAUGAGAAGGAUGCUAUUAGAUCAAAUUAUGUAUUUGAUGAGUGGGAACUUUGUGCAUCUGAUUUCACACGGUCCGAUGGCAAGUAUAUUCAUAUUAAGGAGAAAGAGUUCAAUGCCACAUUUCUGUGUAAGGAAUGUGUUGCGCUGGCAAAAGCUUCAGCUGCAGCUUCAUCUUCUGCUGCAGAUAAAGAAAAAGAUAAUUCCUCUAAAGCCAAACAAGAGGAAUCGAGUAAAAUGCUACCUUGGCCUUUAAUCUUAGUUAUCAGCUGUGCAUGCCUGAUAUUGUUUACUGGUGGGCUCGUAGCCGGUUGCAAGUGGUGGCAGAGACGAAAGAGGCUGCAACAGCAGGCUCAAUUCCUCAAACUAUUUGAAGAUGCUGAUGAUAUCGAGGAUGAAUUGGGAAUAGGUCCUCUCAGCCAUACAGUUUGAAUCAUUCAUCGUAAUCUUCACUCUUCGUCUGUAUAGCUAGGACACGAGCCUUCUUGUAUAGGUGUGAAUACUCGAUUUCCAUACACAAACAUUGCAUGGUCACGUUCAUAUUUGACAAAGAUAAAACAUAGGAGCUUCAAAUGACUGUGUAAGAUGUUCCGAGGUUUUGGAGCAGUUCGGAUCAUUUGCUAUUUUACCAUCACAUGUACUAUAAAUAAAACACUAGAUGAGAUAUUAUCAAACUGCCAAUGUAAAGAUGAAGAGAUUCAGUAGCAACAAGUCACCAACAAA
Messenger RNA from Salvia miltiorrhiza (redroot sage), 1286 nucleotides. RefSeq lists its product as uncharacterized. The record is from RefSeq and is a predicted model, not a curated record. The transcript has 4 exons. Bases 267 to 995 code for a protein of 242 amino acids. Lineage: Eukaryota; Viridiplantae; Streptophyta; Magnoliopsida; Lamiales; Lamiaceae.